Miscanthus lutarioriparius is the source of this 1137-nucleotide messenger RNA. NCBI's taxonomy places the organism in Eukaryota, Viridiplantae, Streptophyta, Magnoliopsida, Poales, Poaceae. The record is from the annotation of a GenBank genome assembly.
AUGGCCGCCUCACCACUAUAUAAUCCCGCCUCCCCGUCUCCCAACCGGCCUCUAGCUACAGCAGCGCAUUCACUCGCUCCUCCUCCGGCUGUCGUCGUUACCCAAGCAGACCACCUCGGCUCAUCUCCGCGCUUCCUCCUCUGUCCAAGGCAGGAGGAGGCUUGGCGGCGGCGGCGUUGGGCAGCGGCGGCUGCUGCAAUGGUGGACGUGGACCGACGGAUGGCCGGCCUCAGCCUCACCCCGGCGGCGCACGCGGCGGGGCUGCGCCGCCUGUCCACGCGCGCCGCGGCGCGUCCUUCCUCCUCGGCGUCGGCGGCCUCCCCGCGGCAGCACGGGCUGCACUCCUUCGCUCCGCUGGCCGCCGCGGUGCUGGAGCACCUCCGGGCCUGCCCCGGGGUGGCCACCGUGCUCCCGGGCCUCACGGAGCUGGAGCUGGCGCGCGCCGAGGCCGAGCUCGGGUUCGCGUUCCCGCCCGACCUCCGCGCCGUCCUCGCCGCGGGCCUCCCGUCGGGGCCCGGGUUCCCCGACUGGCGCUCCCGCUCCGGGCUCCGCUCAGCGUUCGACCUCCCCAUCGCGGCGGCGUCGCUGCAGAUCGCGCGCGGAGCGCUGUGGCCCCGGUGCUGGGGAGCGCGCCCCGCCGACCCGGACCGCGCGCUGCGGCUCGCGCGCUCCGCCAUCCGACGCGCGCCGCUGCUCGUGCCGCUCUUCGACCGCUGCUUCCUGCCCUGCCGCCCCUGCCUCGCGGGCAACCCGGUGUUCUUCGUCACCGACGACCGCGUCCUCUGCGUCGGCCUCGACAUCCUCCACUUCUUCACCCGCGACGCCUGCUUCCAGCCGCUGGACCCGCGGGCGGUGCCGACACCGCUGGCGCCGCAGCAGCAGCACGCCGGCGAGGCCGCCGCGACAACGCCGUGCACGCGCCGCAGCCUCGACGCGGCGUGCGGCGGCAAGGCGCCGCGCUGGAUCGAGUUCUGGAGCGACGCGGCGUCCGACCGCCGCCGCCGCGACUCGUCCUCGUCGGAGGCGUCCACCGCGUCGUCGCGGUCCUCCGGUGCGCGUCGCCGCCGCCGCCGGCCAGGCGGUCCAGGAACCCGCACUGGGUGGACAGCUACCUUGACCGGCUGGGCCACGUGCUGA